AUGUUUAAUAAAAAAUUAUUAGUAAUCAAAUCAGAAUGUUAUUCACAACAUUAAAUAGAAUAAUUAGCUUAGAAAGGUAUUCAAACUACUAAUUUGAAUCUAUUGCAAUUUACAUAUAAAUAAUUUGAAAUAGAUUAAGACAUUAAUUAUGAUUGUAAUACUAAAUUUAUAAUAAUUGAAAGAUGUUCUAUUUCAUAGCAUUAAUGGAGUUUAAUCUUAUAUUCAAUGUCAAACUAAAUGUUAAACAAAAAAUUAUUUAGUGGUUGGCAAUAAAACUAAAGAAAAGAUAGAAAAAGAACUAGGUUGUGAUUCAAUCUAGGUUUUUAAUAAUUAGAAUGAACUGACAAUGUAUUUGUUAUCAUAAAAUUAACAGUUUAAUUUGUUAUACAUUAUUGGUAAUUUGUCAGAAAUAGGAAAAGAACUUUAAAGUAUAAAUUAUCUAUAAUUAGAUAAACAUUAAAUUACAAUCAUUGAAGGUUAUUAAACCUUAUCAAAUAAUGUGUAGGAAAAGUAAAAUUUGGAUUUUAGAGAAUUUGAUUACAUAGUAUAUUAUAGCAAUUCAAAUUAUAAUCAAUUUAAACAAAUGUAAAUGGAAUUAAAGGAAAAUGUCCUUCAUAUUUUUAUAGGAUAAAAAUGCAGUUAAGGCCAUAAUGAGAAGAAUUUAAAAAUAUUACCGGUUCCAACAUUUGAAUGUUUAUUAGAAUGUUUAUGA
Paramecium pentaurelia is the source of this 712-nucleotide messenger RNA. The record is from the annotation of a GenBank genome assembly. Lineage: Eukaryota; Ciliophora; Oligohymenophorea; Peniculida; Parameciidae.